AUGAAAUUUGUUGCUGUCAUGGUCAUGGUGCCGGCGCCAUGGGUCAGUCAACGAACGUUCCCAAUCCAACAAGCCAAACUCCGAUUCGGGACGCGAGAAGAGAAAAGCGAGAAGACCAAGACUAGACGAACACAGCAAGCAGGAACAAUGGAUGGAAACUGGACAACAGUUCUGCCUCGAAAGAGCAAGAAGAAGGGCAACAAAGGCAAUUCUGCCAAUGCUGCCGAGGGCACUGUGAUGGUUCCUCUUGGCCAGUUAUCUGCUAAUACGAUAAGCCCUGCAGAUGGAGGUUUUCCUUUGGGGGCAGCUACCAACGAAGUCGCCGCCACGGAGAACAGUACCAGUAACAAGGGAACUGCCACGAAGGGUUACAAGGCCACCGCUGCCACGGCAAUCAACAAAGAGGAUACAACGAGCGUCGCCAACAAGGAAGUGACUCAGCGAAGCAUUGCUGGGGCUCCAACUCCGGAACACGGUCGCAGUAACGGUACCAACAAUCAUGUGGCUAGCAACAAUGACAUCAAGCAUACUGUUAACUGGUAUGAUUACACACUCAAAAAAGCCAAGGAAACCUUUGAGAAAAAGCAACGAGGAGGCGUCCCAUGCGAUGAUAACUUGGGUGUUGACGAGUUUGAAUCAGCUGACGCAUUAUCUAAGGGCAACGGUUAUUGCAAAGACGACAGUCAAUUCGCCGAGAUGACAGCUCCUCGUUCCAAUGAAUCCAUCCCCACUACUAAUAUUGCUGACCACUACAAGGCAGUCAACAAUUUGAGAUGCUCUAAACAAGCAAGGAUGCAAAACUGA
Seminavis robusta is the source of this 804-nucleotide messenger RNA. Lineage: Eukaryota; Bacillariophyta; Bacillariophyceae; Naviculales; Naviculaceae. The record is from the annotation of a GenBank genome assembly.